GUAGCGCGGACGCGGGUCGGGACAAGGGUGCCGGGAGGUUGCCCGGCCGCCCGCGCCGCCGCCCCUUGACUGACGCACAGAGGGGCCGGGACACGAUUUGCCGCGAGUGACUGGAGCCGCCGCCGCCACCACCGCCCGGUCCCGCUCCGCCCCCAGCCCGCCUUCCUCCCGCCUCGCCCUCCGCCUCCGCCCGCACCUCGCUCGCGUCCCCGCGUCCUCCCCACCGCCCCGGAGCCGCCGGCCGCCAGCGCCAGCCAGGUGCAGCUGUAAAAAGAAAGAAGAAGAAAAAAAGAUCGCCAUCAGGAGGAAAAGAAAAUUUACUAGAGGAAGUUACGAGAGUAAAAUGGAGGCCUCAGUAAUAUUACCCAUUCUGAAGAAAAAACUAGCCUUCCUUUCAGGCGGGAAGGACAGACGAAGUGGCCUCAUUCUGACAAUUCCAUUAUGCCUGGAACAGACAAAUAUGGAUGAGCUAAGUGUCACCUUAGACUACCUACUCAGCAUUCCAAGUGAAAAGUGUAAGGCUAGAGGAUUUACCGUGAUUGUGGAUGGCAGAAAAUCACAGUGGAAUGUGGUGAAAACAGUUGUCUUAAUGCUACAGAAUGUUGUUCCAGCUGAAGUGUCCCUGGUUUGUGUAGUGAAGCCAGAUGAAUUCUGGGAUAAGAAAGUAACACAUUUUUGUUUUUGGAAAGAAAAGGAUAGACUUGGCUUUGAGGUUAUUUUAGUGUCCGCCAAUAAAUUGACUCGUUACAUAGAACCAUGCCAGUUAACAGAAGAUUUUGGUGGGAGUCUCACCUAUGAUCACAUGGACUGGUUAAAUAAGAGGCUGGUUUUUGAGAAAUUUACAAAGGAAUCUACAUCAUUAUUAGAUGAACUUGCUUUGAUUAACAAUGGAAGUGAUAAAGGAAAUCAGCAAGAAAAGGAAAGGUCUGUGGAUUUAAACUUUCUUCCAUCAGUUGAUCCUGAAACUGUUCUUCAGACAGGGCAUGAAUUGUUAUCCGAAUUACAGCAGCGUCGAUUUAAUGGCUCAGAUGGAGGGGUCUCAUGGUCUCCUAUGGAUGACGAACUGCUUGCACAGCCACAGGUUAUGAAAUUAUUAGAUUCACUGCGAGAGCAGUAUACCCGCUACCAGGAAGUUUGUAGGCAGCGUAGUAAGCGUACACAGUUAGAAGAGAUUCAACAGAAAGUGAUGCAGGUUGUGAACUGGCUUGAAGGGCCUGGAUCAGAACAACUGAGAGCCCAGUGGGGGAUUGGAGACUCCAUUCGGGCUUCCCAAGCCCUACAGCAGAAGCACGAAGAGAUUGAGAGCCAGCACAGUGAGUGGUUUGCAGUAUAUGUAGAACUUAAUCAGCAAAUUGCAGCACUCUUAAAUGCUGGGGAUGAGGAAGAUCUUGUGGAACUGAAGUCGCUGCAGCAACAACUUAGUGAUGUUUGUUAUCGACAGGCCAGUCAGCUGGAAUUUAGGCAGAAUCUUUUACAAGCAGCUCUUGAAUUUCACGGUGUUGCCCAAGAUUUGUCUCAGCAGUUGGAUGGCUUAUUAGGGAUGUUGUGCGUAGAUGUAGCACCAGCUGAUGGAGCAUCGAUUCAGCAAACUUUAAAACUGCUUGAAGAGAAGCUGAAAAGUGUUGAUGUAGGAUUGCAAGGUUUGCGUGAAAAAGGUCAAGGUCUUCUGGAUCAGAUCUCCAAUCAGGCAUCCUGGGCCUAUGGAAAAGAUGUAACCAUUGAAAAUAAAGAAAAUGUGGACCACAUACAAGGAGUGAUGGAAGAUAUGCAGCUUAGGAAACAAAGAUGUGAAGACAUGGUAGAUGUGCGAAGAUUAAAGAUGCUUCAAAUGGUGCAGUUGUUUAAAUGUGAAGAAGAUGCUGCCCAGGCAGUAGAAUGGCUAAGUGAACUUCUGGAUGCUCUUCUUAAGACCCACAUCAGAUUGGGAGAUGAUGCUCAGGAAACAAAAGUUUUAUUGGAAAAGCAUAGAAAAUUUGUUGAUGUUGCACAGAGCACUUAUGACUAUGGAAGACAGCUGCUGCAGGCCACAGUUGUUCUGUGUCAGUCUUUGCGCUGCACCUCUCGAUCAUCCGGGGACACACUUCCUCGGCUCAACAGAGUGUGGAAACAAUUUACAAUAGCAUCUGAAGAGAGGGUACACAGGCUGGAAAUGGCUAUUGCAUUUCACUCUAAUGCUGAAAAGAUUUUGCAAGACUGUCCAGAAGAGCCUGAAGCUAUUAAUGAUGAGGAGCAAUUUGAUGAAAUUGAAGCAGUUGGGAAAUCACUUUUAGAUAGACUAACUGUUCCUGUAGUUUAUCCCGAUGGAACUGAACAGUAUUUUGGGAGUCCAAGUGACAUGGCUUCUACUGCAGAACACAUCAGAGACAGGAUGAAACUAGUUAGUCUCAAAAGGCAGCAGCUGAGACAUCCCGAAAUGAUGGCUACGGAGAGCUAAUAGCUGCCUUCUUUCCCCAGAUCUGCAGUUCACAGUCCCGCAUGGAGUCGGCAUACUACAACAUUAGCUACGAUACUUUUAAGAUGCAUUUCACAGCCAGGAUAAGCCUCAUUUCUUUCCAUUACACAUUUCUCUCCACAUGUUAAAACCUCGUUACUACCAAGGCAUAAUUAUGUAACGUACUUUGAGACCAUAGACUCCAAGUAUCUUAAAAGAAAAACUGUAAACAUUGCACUGAAAACUUGCUUUAAAGCUUUACCUGACCUGUCAGUUUGUAGAUGAACAACUGAUAAUAAGCUUUGAAUGGUGCUAAUAAGAGUUUAGGAAUUCUCUAUGUAAGAAAUGAUUGCCCCUCCUCCCCAGGUGAUGUAGUAAAUUUAGACUAUAGUUAAACUGUUACUAGUAGGCAGUGGUGUCCUCAAAAUUUUACUUUGUAAUUCUUCACAACUGAUUAUUUUUAUUGUGUCAGUAUGAAGGAAAGGUUCAGAUUUUUGAUAUAUUCAUUAAAAGGCAUUUUUUAUUUGUUUUGAUAAUGUAUUAAAAGUUGUUUGUGCUUAAUAAAAGACUUCUUUUAAACAUCUUAUUUAAUUUGGUGGUUACAUCCUGUUUCCAAACAUGAGUGCCUUAUUUAAAAUGGCAUUCUUAGGAUUGUGAGGAUGGUUUAGUAUUUGUUUUUUCAUGUUGGUUGCAUGUGUUUUAGCCAGGAGAUUCAUAUGUAAGCAUGUAUAUAUAAUAAAUAAGCAUGUUUUAUCAUGAAAAAUAAUUGUGAAGAACAAUUUAGAUCUUUAAGAACUUAUGAAUAAUGGAAUUAUUUCUAAUUUUUCUCUUCCUCAACUUGAAAAAUGUUAUGCAGAUUAUUUACUACUUUGAAGAUAUUUUGUUUUGGGGGGAGGAGGGCUAGGGAAGAAGGCAUACAUAGUUACUUAAGUGUAAUCCUUUAUAUCAGAGUAAUCUUUCUCAGACUAAAAUAGCAAUUGUUAAUAAAAUGUAAUUUCUCAUGAUAGAUUAGAAGCAAGAUUCUGAAGUAGUAUAACAAAAAUUAUACAACACUUUUAGAAAUAAAAUUUGUAAAAUGUUAGUGCUUUUAAGUUUAUAUUAAGUUUAAGUGAAAAAAUUUCAUAUAAUGUGUUAAUUUUUAUUUCAGAAAAUGUUUUGAGAAAGAUUAAAAAUAAUUUUGUAGUCUGUGAUCAAUACAAAAUUAUGCAAAGAA
Molecule: messenger RNA, 3644 nt
Organism: Phacochoerus africanus (Common warthog)
Lineage: Eukaryota; Metazoa; Chordata; Mammalia; Artiodactyla; Suidae
Gene: SESTD1
Product: SEC14 and spectrin domain containing 1
Exons: 19
Coding region: 344-2434 (696 amino acids)
Source: RefSeq, a predicted model, not a curated record